AUUUUGUGGUAUUGUUCUUGACGCACAGGAAUUCUUCUUGUGGUUAAAUAAGAAGUCGUGGAUGGACAUAAUUUACUUGAAACAGAUUUAGAGGUGUGAGUUUGACCAAUGUUUAGAGUAUGGGUCACUGAUUUAAUUUUAGACCAGGAACACCUGUCCUUGUCAGUACCAGUACAGUUAUAGUAAAGCCUCAACAGAGUUUGGAAAUAAAUGUUCGGAGAAGAAAUCAUGUAAAUAGGUAGUUUCAGAGUAGCAUUUUGUUAUGUAGGCAACUAUAAAUGUUUAUGCAUAUGCACUAUGGAGAAUCUACGUGAAAGUAAUGCAGCUGUCCCUGCCACGCCUUCUGUGAAAGACUUGGUGAAGGUUUUGUAUGGAGGAAAAAGGUUUGGUAAUCAUGUUGAUGAAGUUUGGCCUAACCUAUUCAUUGGCGACAUGUCAGUGGCCAAUGAUCGCUACAGCCUGUGGAAGCUGGGAAUCACUCAUGUUCUGAAUGUUGCUCAUGGGAGGAUGCACUGUCAGGGGAGUCAUGACUUCUAUGGCUCCAAUAUGGAUUAUUAUGGAGUGCCUGCUGAUGACUCACCAUCCUUUGACCUCUCUGGCUAUUUCUUUCCCUCUGCUGAGUAUAUUCACAGUGCACUUGACACGGCUGGUGCUCGGGUUUUUGUCCACUGUGCUGUUGGAGUGAGCAGGUCUGCCUCCCUAGUCCUGGCCUACCUAAUGAUCCACCACCAUUACACCCUAUUAGAGGCCAUCAACAAGGUCAAAGAGCACAGGUGGAUUUUCCCAAACAGAGGAUUCCUCAAACAGCUUCGUGCUUUGGAGAUUAAGCUAUGCAAGACAUCCUGAGUAAUCCUCCAUACUUCAUAGAUUUUCUAACCUACAGAACCUCAUAUGCCUGUUUUCCUCAGGAUAAAUAAAGGAUUCAGUAUCUGUCA
Micropterus salmoides (largemouth bass) is the source of this 935-nucleotide messenger RNA. Its product is annotated as dual specificity protein phosphatase 13-like. The record is from RefSeq and is a predicted model, not a curated record. Gene Ontology annotation, molecular function: protein tyrosine/serine/threonine phosphatase activity; MAP kinase phosphatase activity. Gene Ontology annotation, biological process: negative regulation of MAPK cascade; protein dephosphorylation. The transcript is spliced from 3 exons. Bases 298 to 846 code for a protein of 182 amino acids. Gene Ontology annotation, cellular component: cytoplasm. Lineage: Eukaryota; Metazoa; Chordata; Actinopteri; Centrarchiformes; Centrarchidae.